AUGAUAAGUUAUAUUAUUCUUAUAUUCCAUGCAUUGUUUGUUGGGUUCAACUCAGCAAUAGAUAAUGGAGAUACCAACUGCAAAGAGAGGGAGAGACAUGCUCUCCUCGGUUUCAAACAAGGCCUUCAAGACGAGUACGGUAUGUUGUCUACAUGGAAUGAUAGUCCAAAUGCAGAUUGCUGCAAAUGGAAAGGAGUUCAAUGCAACAACCAAACUGGUUAUAUUCAAAGUCUUGAUUUGCAUGGUUCAAAAACACGCUAUUUGAGAGGCAAAAUCAACCCUUUAAUAACUGAAUUGCAACAUCUUACAUAUUUAGACCUUGGUUUUUUGAAUACUAGUGGUCAAAUCCCAAAAUUUAUUGGCUCCUUCAGCAACUUGCGAUACAUUGAUCUCUCAAAUAGUGGUUUCGAUGGGAAGAUUCCUGCUCAGCUUAGGAAUCUCUCAUUGUUGCAAUACCUUGAUCUCAGCCGCAAUCAACUCAUUGGAUCAAUCCCUGAUGAUUUUGGCACUAUGAUGCUUUCACUUGUGGAUCUCUAUCUGGAUGGCAAUAGUUUAGAAGGCAAGAUCCCUACAUUUAUUGGGAACAUAUGUACAUUGAAGAGCUUUUGGGCUAAUGAUAACCGCUUAAGCGGAGAUAUUUCAUACUUUACAGUUCAUAAUAACUAUUCGAACUGCAUUGGAAAUGUAUCCUCGUUACAGGAAUUAUCCUUAUCAAAUAAUCAAAUUACUGGCAUGUUACCAAAUCUUUCAAUCUUAUCAUCUUUGAGAAUGUUGUAUCUUGCUGGAAAUAAAUUAUUUGGAGAAAUACCCACGAGCAUUGGAUCAAUUAUGGAGUUAAAGUAUUUGGAUUUGAGCGUAAACGCUUUUGAAGGUGUCAUCUCUGAAUCUCAUUUCACUAACCUCUCCAAAUUGGAAGAUCUAUAUUUGUCUUAUAACUUUCUGACUGUGAAGGUUAGUUAUGACUGGGUUCCUCCCUUUAAAUUAAUAAAUUUGAAUCUAGCAUCUUGCAAUCUAAAUUAUAGAUUUCCUAACUGGCUUCAAACACAAAACUCCUUAUCCUAUCUUAUCCUUUCAAAUGUCAGUAAUCUAGAUCCAAUACCUACUUGGUUUUGGGGGAAAUUGAAAACACUAGUGAUAUUAUUGGACUUGUCAAACAAUGAAUUAAAGGGUGAGUUGUCUGAUUGUUGGAAUAAUUUAUCCUCAUUACAAUAUAUUGACCUGAGAAAUAACAAGUUGUCUGGAAAGAUUCCCUUCUCAAUGGGUGCCCUUUCUAAUUUGGAGGCUUUGAGUUUAACAAAUAAUAAUUUGGGGGGACAACUUCCUUCCUCAUUAAAGAAUUGCUCAAACUUGGCUUUAUUGGAUCUUGGAGAAAAUAUAUUUCAUGGUCCAUUACCUUUAUGGAUUGGAGAUAGUUUGCACCAAUUAAUAAUCUUAAGCCUUCGGUUCAAUAAAUUCAAUGGAAGUCUACCUUCAAAUCUCUGUUAUUUGAGAAAUCUUCAUGUCUUAGAUUUGUCACUUAAUAGCUUAUCAGGAGGAAUCCCAACUUGUGUAAAGAAUCUUACUUUAAUGGCUCAGGAGUUCAUUAAUUCAACUUCAUCAUUUCUACCUGUGAUUUCACUCAACAACUGGUCUUUUAAUUUACCCUAUGGUUUCGACCUAUUCUUGAUGUGGAAAGGGGUAGACCAACUUUACAUAAAUCCUUAUAGGUUUUUAAAAACAAUUGAUCUUUCAAGCAACCAUCUUACAGGGGAAAUACCAGUUGAAAUGGAGUACUUAUUUGGUUUGAUUUCCUUAAAUUUGUCGAGGAACAAUCUCAGUGGGGAAAUCAUUCCGAACAUAGGAAACUUCAAGUCACUUGAAUUUCUUGAUCUCUCAAGAAAUCAUCUUUCAGGAAGAAUUCCUUCCAGUCUAGCCCACAUUGAUCGUCUCACUUGGUUGGACUUGUCAAACAACAAGCUCUAUGUGAAAAUUCCAAUUGGAACGCAACUGCAGACAUUUAACGCUUCAUGUUUUGAAGAAAAUUCUAAUCUCUGCGGAGAACCACUUGAUAUAAAGUGUCCAGGCGAAGAGCCACCGAAAUAUCAAGUGCAAACAACUGAUGCAGGAGAUGACAAUUUAAUAUUUUUGGAAGCAUUAUACAUGAGUGGGGGGAUAGGAUUCUUCAUUGGCUUCGUUGGCUUGGCAGGCUCAAUAUUUUUACUACCAUCUUGGAGAGAAACUUGCUCCAAAUUCUUGAACACAUUGAUAUUGAAAAUCUUCUUGUGGAGGAAGCAGUAA
This is a messenger RNA of Medicago truncatula (barrel medic), 2277 nucleotides long. RefSeq names its product receptor-like protein EIX1. Gene Ontology annotation, molecular function: protein binding. The record is from RefSeq and is a predicted model, not a curated record. Lineage: Eukaryota; Viridiplantae; Streptophyta; Magnoliopsida; Fabales; Fabaceae. The transcript has a single exon. Bases 1 to 2277 code for a protein of 758 amino acids.